Molecule: messenger RNA, 960 nt
Organism: Podospora anserina S mat+
Lineage: Eukaryota; Fungi; Ascomycota; Sordariomycetes; Sordariales; Podosporaceae
Exons: 2
Coding region: 1-960 (319 amino acids)
Molecular function (GO): oxidoreductase activity
Source: RefSeq, a predicted model, not a curated record
AUGUCGUUCGUCACUGAUACCAUGGCAGCUCGUCUGAAGAGCACCAUCUGGCCCCAAGCCGGCGCCACAUCCAUUGAUGUGUCGCUCUCCACACCCGCUGUAGCUAUGUCUUUGGCUUCUGAUGGAAGGACUAUUCAAGUCACUACAGGCGGUGAGAAGUCCUCAACAAAUUCCUACGACAUGGUCUUCAACACCACAGCUCUAGGGCCUCUCCAGCAGAUGGAUCUCUCAGGUCUCAAUCUCGACCGUGACAUUCUCGACGGCAUUCGUGCCCUCAGCUACGACCGGGCUACCAAAGUGGCCAUCAACUUCAACAAGCGCUGGUGGACGGGUUUCUACCCCAAUGCCGACGCCAUGCACCGCGGUGGCGGUGUAUCUAGCAGCGACUUUCCCCUCGGCUUCACUGUCUAUCCCUCGUGGGACAACGGCGACGGCACCAACGUUCUCAUCGCCUCAUGCGCCUGGGCCCAAGAUGCGUCCCGCAUGGCAGCCCUUGUCCCGGACUACACUGAUCCCUCAACACCAACACCAAGCUACGCCGGCCCCAUCGCCGCAGUCUGCCUCGAGGGCCUGGUCAAACUCUGGGCAGGCCGACAGGAGGCUCCGACUUUGAAAGAUCUCCACGAUUACUACAUCACCCAUUACGCCUGGGCCUGGUCCCAUGACCUGUGCACCUGUGGUACCUUUGCUCUCUUUGGACCGGGACGGUUCCAAAACAUAUACCCAAACGCGCACUACGCGUGGAUCUCCGGUGCGUUGGACAGUGUUCUCUUCUCUGUGAUCAAGUUUCUUGCGGCAAGGUCGACAGAAUCGCCGGAUGUGGCAACCAAGGCGCUCAAGUUGCUUGCUUCGGACUCUAACCCAGAUAAAAAGCAUUUUGAGAAGAACGAACGUGGUGAGCACCCGGAGGGAGAUGAGAGGUUGGCGUACUGGUGUGCCGAGGCUAGCGCGAUGAAAUGA